AUGAGCUCUCCGCGCAUCCCCAUCGAUGUCGCCGAAAUGGUCAUCGACGCCGUGGCGGCCCACGGAGACUUCAGGACCCUCGCACGCUGCGUCCGGGUAUGCAAGUCAUGGUUUUCCCGAAGCCGCUACCGCCUCUGGCACAGGCUCACCCUUUCCAGAGGCGAGCAGCUGUCCGCGGUCUGCGACACCCUCACGCACGACACCUCUCUGCGCUCGAUGGUCCAAAUCGUCCGGCUGGAGACUCCCGUACCGCGCUCGGAUGCCGACAAGCCACCCCCUCUCCCGAUCGCCGCCAUCGUAGUCCUUCUUCCAUACCUAGGCCACAUAACCGCAUGGGAGUUCCAUGGGCGGUUCCUUCCUUUCGAACCCAUUCUUUUUCCGACGUCUCCGGCGAUUCUAGCCUGUUUGCGACAAUAUCGUGCUCUGAGGAAGCUCGUCCUGCAGGACUGCGUUUUCAUGACUUCUCUGGACCUCCAUCGUCUUGCAAAUGCCUUCCCUGCGCUGCAGGACGUUAGGAUGGAUGCGAAGGUCCACAUCUAUGACGCUCUGGAGUUCACGCACCUCCGUACCCUCUCCCCCCCGCCUAUCUGCACCGCAACUUUCGGCGGACAGGUGCCCGGACGUCGGGACCAUACACACCACGCAGGCACUUUCGCGCUGUCGGCGGACGAACGAUACCUCCUCUCCGACGUCGCGCCGCCAGCCUCCUCCUCCUCCUCCAUCCAAGCGCGCACCUCGAUCUGCGUCUGGACCCUCGCCACCGGUUCCUGCGAACCCCACUUCCUCCGCUACCACGACAGCGCGCUCCCCGGGACCGACACCAAGUUCCACGCGACCGCCCUCCGCCAACCCCAAGCCCAAGCCUCGAACCGGCACCCUGCUCUCCGCCGCGGUCGGCUCGCCCGACAGAGUGACGACCGUCCUGCCCGCGCGGCUCCCGGCGGACCUCCGCUCCCUCUCGCACGCGUCCUUCUCCUCCGACGGGACGCGCGCGCUCGUCGUCACGCCCGCCCGCUGUGCCUCGUCCUGGACACGCUCACCGGCGCGACGAUCGCCUCCCUCGACGGCGGCUGCCACCCCGCCCUCGUCAGAGGCGUCAGCCCGUUCGUGGCGCUCUCGGGCGACGGCCGCGUCGCGGCGAUCGGCCGCGAGCGGCUGAAGUGGUGGCUCGGGGGACAGAACAACGAGUGGUGGACCUGGAGGCUCGAGGACGGGACGCUGCGCAAGGUGCUCGGACACGAGGACGGAGUCUCGGCCGUGUGGAUACGCGCGCUGUCCCGAGACGGUUCGGUCGCUGGGUUCGCGACUGCGAGAGGAGACGUGUUCUUCCGGGAUGUGGGGGACCGUUUCGGUGAGCCGUCAUCAGGUAUCGUGCUCGCCUAG
Epithele typhae is the source of this 1383-nucleotide messenger RNA. RefSeq lists its product as uncharacterized. The transcript is spliced from 4 exons. The coding region runs from base 1 to 1383 and encodes 460 amino acids. Gene Ontology annotation, molecular function: protein binding. The record is from RefSeq and is a predicted model, not a curated record. Lineage: Eukaryota; Fungi; Basidiomycota; Agaricomycetes; Polyporales; Epitheliaceae.